This is a messenger RNA of Apiotrichum porosum, 1695 nucleotides long. RefSeq lists its product as uncharacterized. Bases 1 to 1695 code for a protein of 564 amino acids. NCBI's taxonomy places the organism in Eukaryota, Fungi, Basidiomycota, Tremellomycetes, Trichosporonales, Trichosporonaceae. The record is from RefSeq and is a predicted model, not a curated record. Gene Ontology annotation, molecular function: hydrolase activity, hydrolyzing O-glycosyl compounds. The transcript has 4 exons. Gene Ontology annotation, biological process: carbohydrate metabolic process.
AUGGGCACUCCGCCCGCUCCCUCAUCAUCGUCCACUACCCCUUCCUCCUCCACGUCCACCUCUGCAUCCUCGGCCGCGCCCGACGCGUUUUCCGUCGCCGCACUCAAGGCCGCACUCACCGCGUACCGGAAUCCAAUCUUGCCAGGAUGGAACCCCGACCCGACAGUGUGUAAUGUGCCCGGAAAGGGAUACUUUCUGGCCACAGGCAGCGGCGAGUACAGCCCCGGGCUGCCAGUGUACCACUCCAUCGACCUGUUUACGUGGGAGCUCCUUGGCCACGCCAUCAAGCGCGUGCCCGCACCCCUCGGCGCGCCGACACUGCGCUACCACGCAGGACACCACUACAUGGUCGUCACGGCCGCCGCCGCCGCCGACUCGACACACCCGCAGAUCCUACUCGUGUCCACGCCCGACAUCUUUGACGAGGCCCGCUGGGGCGAGCCCGUCGUCAUCGAGGCGAGCGGUACCGAGCCCGACCUCCUCUUCGACGACGACAUGGCCUACCUCUCAUACACCUCGCCGUCGUCCACCGAGCGCCUCAUCGUCUCGAUUGACAUCGACACCGGCCGCAACCUCUCGCAGCCCAAGGUGCUCGAGCACCAGGGCCGCCUCCUGAAGCGUGCGGGAUGGUACUACAUGCUCACGUCGUCGGACGACGGCGCCUCGGCGAGCGUGUACCGCUCCCGCGAGCUGGGGAUGGAGGCCGACGACGGCGAGCCACAGUGGGAGGGCGCGCCGCGGAACCCCAUCCUGGCGAAUGGCGACCACGCCGACGUGCGCGGUACAGUCCGCCUGGACAUUGUGCGCGGCGAGCGCGGCUGGUCGGCCAUCUUCCGCGCCAUGCGGAGCCGGAGCGCGCGCGGAAGCCGCGCGGGUUCUGCAGCGGGCGCGUCAACGCCGAGCUCGAGCUCGAGCGCAAGCGCAGGCUCACGGCCCACACCCACCGGGGCCGACGCUGACGCAUGGUCCGACUCGCACCUCGGCGCCGAGACGUACAUGGCCCCCGUGGAGUGGCGGGACGGCUGGCCCGUGAUCAACGGCGGGGAGCACAUCGAGCUCGUGGGCAAUGCCGAGGGCAUGCGGUUGUUGCCCGAGCGCGACGAGUGGGUGGACGAGUUUGACAGGGAGGAUCUGAGUAUCGGAUGGUACACGGCCCGCAAGCCAAGCUACACCCUCGGCCAGCGCGGCCUCGCCCUCGUCCCCGCGCCACUGGCACGGGACUCGGCCACCCCACCGCCCAUGCUCCUCCAGCGCCAGCUGGGCUUCGACAUGGACUGGGAGACGCGCGUCGCCAUCCCCACCACACCUAUCGAGGCCGGCACAGUCCUCUGCGCUGGCCCCAGCUGGGCCGGCGUCGCCGUUCGUGGCGGGUCAGCACCGACCAUUGUCUUCCGCAGCGCGACCACCAGCUCGAGCCCCGAGCCCACGACCACCGCCCCGCUCGUCCUGGACACGGCGGGCCUGCAGGUAUCUGUGGUCCUGCGGAUCCGCGCGCGCCGCGAUGCGUACGAGUUUGUGUACGUCACGGCCGGGACGGGCGACGAGGUCGUGCUGGGGUCGGUGCCGAGUGCCGCGUUUGCAGUGGCGGGCAGCGGCGCGCACCUUGGCGUGUACGCUGUGCGCACCGAGGGUGAGGAGAGUGGCGCAGAGGAGGCGUGCUUUGCGUACACAAAGUGGGUGAGGGUGGAGGUGUAG